AUGGCAGAUCUCGUCAAAGAACUCAUCCAAGAGACGCCUCCGCUGCCAUGGUUUCCGUUCCUCCUCCUUCUCCUCCUCCUCCCAUUCCUCCUGUUUGCGCAUCGCUGGCUUACCACGGGAAAGACAGGGAAAAAGGAGCAGCAACAAGAAAACCACCUCCCGCCCUCGCCGCCGGCUCUGCCCAUCAUCGGGCACCUGCACCUCGUCGGCUCUCGCCCUCACGUCUCCCUCCGCAGCCUCGCCAGGAAGCACGGUCCCGACGUGAUGCUCCUCCGCCUCGGCGCCGUGCCGACGCUCGUCGUGUCGUCGCCGCGUGCCGCGGAGGCGGUGCUGCGCACGCACGACCGCGUCUUUGCGUCGCGGCCGCGCUCCGUCGUCGCCGACAUCAUCCUAUACGGCUCCUGCGACGUCGCCUUCGCGCCCUACGGCGAGUACUGGCGGCAGGCCAAGAAGCUCAUGACCACCCACCUGCUGAGCGUUAGAAGAGUGCAGUCUUUCCGCGGAGCUGCCAUAGAGGAGGUGAGCACGGCCAUGGCCAAGAUUAGCGAGGUAGCCACAGCAGGUGGUAUGGUGGACAUGAGCGACCUGCUCAACUCAUUCUCGAAUGACAUGGCUUGCCGCAUCGUGUCAGGAAAGUUCUUCCUAAAAGAAGGACGGACCGAGCUGUUACGGGACCUCAUCAACGAUAGCUCACAGUUGCUCGGAGGGUUUAACUUGGAGGAUUACUUCCCGGCUUUAGCUAGAGUAGGAGUGUUGAAGAGGACAGUUUGUGCUAAGGCUGAGAGAUUGAGAAAUAGAUGGGACAGUCUGCUGGCUAAGGUGAUCGAUGAUCGUGUGAGCAAGGAAAAAUCAACGUCUGAUCAGAAGGAUGUCGACUUCGUAGAUAUUUUAUUGUCCGUUCAGCAUGAGUAUGAUCUCACAAGAGAGCAUAUGAAAGCUCUACUGACAGAUGUAUUUUUCGCUGCAAUAGAUACAUCAUCUAACACCCUUGAAUUCACCUUGGCUGAGCUCAUGAGGAGGCCAUACCUGAUGAGGAAGUUACAAUACGAAGUGAGGAGUAUCGUACCACAGGGACAAGAAAUUUUUAGUGAAAUUGACAUGAACAACAUGACUUACCUAAGAGCCGUCAUAAAGGAGUCACUACGGCUGCAUCCCGUGGCGCCUUUUCUUGCUCCGCACCUUGCCAUGGCUGACUGCAGCGUCGAUGGAUAUAUGGUUCCUGCUGGGACACGUGUUAUCAUCAAUGUGUGGGCCAUUGGUAGGGACCCAACCUCCUGGGAGGACGCAGAAGAGUUCAGACCUGAAAGAUUUGUAGAAGGAGGCAGCGACGUGCACGUUAACUUCAAGGAGAAUGGUUUCAAGUUAUUGCCGUUCGGCGCAGGACGAAGGAUGUGCCCUGGUAUAAACCUCGGAAUCGCCAAUGUCGAGCUUAUGUUGGCAAACCUCAUGUACCAUUUUGACUGGGAGCCGACGCCGGGGCUGGACAGAAAAGACAUUGAUAUGACAGAGGUGUUCGGGCUAACCGUUCGCCGGAAGGAGAAACUACUGUUAAUUCCAAAAGCACACAUGUAGCAAA
Messenger RNA from Lolium rigidum, 1576 nucleotides. RefSeq names its product indole-2-monooxygenase-like. The record is from RefSeq and is a predicted model, not a curated record. The transcript has 3 exons. Lineage: Eukaryota; Viridiplantae; Streptophyta; Magnoliopsida; Poales; Poaceae. Bases 1 to 1572 code for a protein of 523 amino acids. Gene Ontology annotation, molecular function: heme binding; oxidoreductase activity, acting on paired donors, with incorporation or reduction of molecular oxygen; iron ion binding.